CGUUUGUCAUUUUGGCCAAUGCUUAUAAACAUGAUAAUUCAAAAAAUAAAAUCUCUGACUGUUGUAAAGCACCGGGUUGUCCAGGAUGGACAAAUACACAUCACAAGUUAAAUUAUUAUGAUAUCAAACCAAGAACUGAUAUUAAGACUCCAAAACAGUGUUGUCAAGGAUGUUUUAAAGAUCCUGAUUGUAUACAAUGGUCUUUUGGACAAGAUAUAUGUCGUUUUGAAGUCGAAAGAAUUUCACAACCGUUGUUAAGUAUUUGUAAUAAAACUACAGGUCCACCUAUACUUAAUGCUCAAUGUGGAAUUAUGCGUUGUGAUGAUGGUUGCAUACCUCCUAGAUCCACAAAA
Racocetra persica is the source of this 353-nucleotide messenger RNA. NCBI's taxonomy places the organism in Eukaryota, Fungi, Glomeromycota, Glomeromycetes, Diversisporales, Gigasporaceae. The record is from the annotation of a GenBank genome assembly.